This is a messenger RNA of Aspergillus pseudonomiae, 531 nucleotides long. RefSeq lists its product as uncharacterized. The transcript is spliced from 2 exons. The record is from RefSeq and is a predicted model, not a curated record. NCBI's taxonomy places the organism in Eukaryota, Fungi, Ascomycota, Eurotiomycetes, Eurotiales, Aspergillaceae. The coding region runs from base 1 to 531 and encodes 176 amino acids.
AUGUCGAAUGAAACAGUCAUUUAUGCAAUUUCUUUAUCUUCCAGUUUAGCGGAAGCCCUGGAUGAAGCCAAGGAGCGCCUCCGCGUACAAGCAGGACACACCGCCCAGUAUGCCAGUGCUCUGGCAGAAGGCUUCCAGCGCAUAGCCGAGCAGUUCGAGAUGUCCGAUUUAUCGAACGAGGAAUUAGAGGAAGAGAUUGACAAGAUGAGUCAAGAAGCAAGGGAGGAGAUCGAUAGACAUAUCAAAGAAACCACCGAAUAUCUGAAGGCGUUCAUGAGGAACAUCUCUAGGAGAGAAAUGGGAGAAGCAAGAAGGAGGCUGUUGAUGGAUUGUGCCAAAGAGGCUUUUCAUGCCGCGGGGAAAGCUAUCGACUGCUUCCGCUUGAUCUGUGAGGAGAUUCAACAGAGAUUAUUGGGUGUGGUAGAAGAAUCACAAUGGGUGGCUCAGGCAACUAGAUGGUCGAGAGAGCGCGCGCUUUCUCAUAUGCGGCAGAUCUUCCGGGAGGAUAUUCACUCGAGAUAUGGUUUGUGA